This is a messenger RNA of Sclerotinia sclerotiorum 1980 UF-70, 363 nucleotides long. RefSeq lists its product with no specific name. The record is from RefSeq and is a predicted model, not a curated record. Bases 1 to 363 code for a protein of 120 amino acids. The transcript has a single exon. NCBI's taxonomy places the organism in Eukaryota, Fungi, Ascomycota, Leotiomycetes, Helotiales, Sclerotiniaceae.
AUGCCAAUCAGAAAACCAUCCACAGCUAUUUCCAUGGAACCAUCAUCUGAAUCCCCAACACGAUCAAAGUCGCAUCAUACAAAAAACCCAAGUUACAGCUCCAGUUGUAGCAUAUCCUCAAGAUCUUUAAGUACUUCUGAUGCUUCUAUUUGUUCCUUCGAUUCGAAAAGGUUGGAAAUUAUGAAAACUCAAACGAUAGAAUGGACUUACGAACCUGCUUCAAAUUUCAGCGAGACGGAGAAAAUCGAAAAUAAUCCGAAUACAUAUCAUACCUGGGAAGGGAUAGGUUUGGAUAAGACCUAUAUUGUGAAUUUCGAAAGUGGUAUUAUUUCGCCAAAGAAAGAAAGAUGGACCAAGGAUUGA